GUUUUUUGCGCAUCGUACUUGAAUAUUUCCGAGUAUUCCGAGUGUAGUAUAGUAUUCCGCCGUACAAAUAAAUGACACGCAAUAGAACCAAUAAAAAACGAUGCGCAGUUUUUAUAAAUCAAGUGAUUGCAGAGACGAAAACUGAACUGAACAGUAAAUCUGUAAUUUGGUUUGUGAAGUUUCAUAACAGUGCGGGUACUGCAGGAUAGUAGUAAAAUUGAAUGUUUUGAUGUCAUGCAGAGGCAUGACUUCCAUGCCCUGCGAUACGGAAGGGCGUGCGGUGCAGAUUACGUUUACUAUGAAUGAUUUUAUCUCUUUCUAAACUCUAGUGUCUGUGAAUGACCGAGUGAAAUAGCGUACCAAAUUAUGGAUUGAAUAGUGUUGUUGAUGUAUUUUGUUAUUUUCAUAACGUAACGCGAUUAGGAUAAAAUUAUUGUUAUCGUGGCCGCGAGGAAUCAGUGUGGCGAGUGGCUCGGCGCCUCGGAGCCGCAUAUACGGAACUGCGUCGGUUCGCGAAUCGGGCGUUAGAUUUAUCGUCUGGCGCGUUACUAUUUACGCACUUUUCGAAAAAGAUAGUACGUAUUUUUAGUCGCCGCGCGUGUUUCACGUGAACCGUCGGGAGCGUCUCGUCAGGUCGGGUGACCGCGGUCGCGGAAUUCGUAAACAACCUCAAGGUCGGCGGGCAUGUGCCAGAGUCGCUAGGGCUGCGAUGCGGGCACGCUGACAUGUCUGCGGCGGGCGGGGGCGGCGCGGGCGCCGUGGUGCGCCAGGGGCACCUGCGGAAGCUGAAGACUAUGAAGAAGAAAUACUUCGUGCUGCGAGCGGAGAGUGCAGAUUGCUCGGCUCGGCUGGAUUACUAUGAGUCUGAGAAGAAAUUUCGUGCUGGCGCGGCGCCUCGCCGCGUUUUACCUCUAAAGAGUUGUUAUAACAUUACGCGCCGCCUGGACCUUAAGCAGAAGCAUGUGAUAGCACUAUUUACUCGUGAAGAACAGUUUUGUGUGGUGGCAGAGAAUGAGCCGGAGCUGCAUGGCUGGUUGACUGCCAUCUUGCGACAACACUCCUCCGAUGAGAACAGCGAUGAACUCCUACAUCCUAUCCAACACGUUUGGCAAGUAAAUGUACAGAAGAAAGGACUGGGAGCGUCCAAGAACAUCCAGGGGCUGUACAACCUGUGCUUGACGGACAAGACGCUGACACUUGUCAAGAUCAAGAGCCACAACAAUGUCAUCAGUGAUUUAGGCAUCCCGGAGAAGAUCGAGUACUCCUUGAAGAACAUUAGAAGAUGCGGCGAUUCAGAGUGUUUCUUCUACAUGGAGGUGGGCCGGCAAACGGCGACGGGCGACGGCGAGCUGUGGAUGCACACGGACGACUCCAACAUCGCCCAGAGCAUGCACUCCACCAUCUACCAUGCAAUGCGCAACUGUGCGAAAGAGACAGAGAACGAGAGGGAUCAUAUCACGAUGCCGAAAUCAGACGACGAGCAUCCUCGUCCUCGACGGCAAACGGUCUCCGAAGGCCAGAGGCCUAGAGCAGGCCUUUCCAACGAAAAGGGCCUCUGCGUUGGCUCAUGCAUUAGACAAUGCGUGUGUUCAACCAACACUUACUCCAUAGAUGACUCGGCGGCCGCCAUUGCGCCUCUCACCACCAACGCCGAGAACCAACCACCGAAUAACUCACUAAUAACCGAUAAAACUGACCAUCCUCGUCUCAUAAAACACCACCGAACAGUCUCACUACCGACCGGGUGCCCGCUCUUUCAAGAACCGCUCAAGAUAGUCCACGAGCGGACGAGAUCUGCACCUUUAACUGGGGACGAAGUAGACAGGGUCACUAUAGAGAGAGCUCAGAGGCACUCUUCAUGCAAAGCCGUCAAUGGAACUGAGACGUCGAAGAAAACGCAGUGGAACCGACGCGCUAGUACGGGGGCGCGGCUGUCUAAACUCUCGCCCGCUCAUACAAAGAACGCUGCCGGUCCGUUUAGGAAUCGUUGCGAUAGCAUGCCUUCGAAGGCGUUUAAGUCUUUGGAGGUGGAAAGGCCACCUACACGGCAUUCGGAGCUCAUUGAAGGCCUGAGUGCUUCCCACGAUGAAGCUGAUGCAGUGGAGUGGCACCGCACGCCGCGGAUACCCGAGGAACCGGAUUACUGCGAGAUGGGACCCCGGGAUAGGUUUAGUAAAUUGGGUCGCGAACCAGCGAGCCAUUCCCGGACCUCCUCAAUAGCGGCCUCCGAGACGUCUCCAGAAAACGUCAACGAUGGCUACCUUCCCAUGGCACCAGAGUACCCUGCUGCGAAUGAUGGCUACCUUCCCAUGGCACCACUAGACCAUGGCCUGGUAUCGGCUUCUAGCGGCUCUGUGUGUAGCGGGACGCCUUCGACAGACCCUCGGUUUAGCGAAUACCAGCUGGAACCAGCCAUGUCGCACAUUAUCGACGCGGACGAGCGGCCCCCUCGAGCAUACAGCGUGGGCUCGCGGCCCGCGCCCUCGCGGCCCGACGUCACCCGUCUCCGGGCCUACAGUGUGGGCGCCCGCAACAACCGCGUGAUCCCCCUGCCCGCGCACAAGCCGGGCGCGCGCGCCUCGUCGUCGGCGCCGCUGCUGCCGCGCGCCUCGGCCGACGACCUCAUGGAGCUGGACUUCUCGCACCCCGACCCCAAGUCCGCCUCCGCCUCCGCCUCCGCCAAGGUGAUAGUGUCCCUGACGCCCCCGGCGGGCGGCUUCGUGCACCCGCACCCGCACCCGCGGCCGUCGAUGCCGCGACCGCACACGCGCGAGGAGGACGUGGCGGGCUACGUGGAGAUGCGGCCCGGCGCCCUGGGCCGCGAGCCGCGCCGCGUCGCCACCACGCCCGAUGGCUACGUCGAGAUGAGCCUCGGCUCCAGAACGCCCCUCCGGCCGGCGGUCCUCGCGUCCUCCCCUCAAACCCGCUCCGUCCUAUCGGACACCCUCUUCCCUCUCACCCUGGAGUCGCCUCCGGAAAGCGUGGAGCCGGAACCGGCGAAGCCGGAGCCUAAACCGGAUCCGGCCCCGGAGUUGCAUCACCCGCUUACGACUUUGAGGGAGAUCUCCGAGGAGUGUCCAAGGAAAAGUCCCGAGCUGGCGUCGUCGCCUUCGUACGUGGCUCUCAGCCGGCAAAGCACUCGCGUGGACGCGGAGAAGCAAGGCAACCCGACUAUUGUUAAGGCGGGUACAGCGUCAGGGCCGGCGCGCUUCGACCCUCGUCCUGCGGCCCCCGCCCCCCUCAACUACGCCGCGCUCGACCUCGAGCAGCGCGCCGUCGCCGCACCCCCUCCCCCUCGCACCUACACGCAGAUCGACUUCCUGCGCAGCGAGAAGCUCGCCGCCGACAACUAGCCCGCUCACACACCCGCCCACUACAGCUAGAGGGUAAGGGACAGCGUGUAUAUUAGACUAUAUGCGUAUGUGUGCCGAAACAAGCGCGCGGAUACUCCAGUGUCGACUAAUGUGCGCCGACAACUAGCCCGCUCACUCCUCUACCCGCCACAUGUAGCGAGAAAGAGAUGACGGCACCGAGUGUCUAUCCACCACUGGUACGGAAUAGGACAGCGCUACGUGUAUAAUAGAGUAUGUGCGUAUGUGUGCUAGUAAGCGCGCGGACGCUCCGCCGUCGACUAACGUGUGACAAGCUCGCCGCGGACAACUAGCCCGCUCACCCUACUGUUCAUCGCGAGUAGCGGGAGCGAGAUAGACGACAUGCGUGCGUGUGUGUAUAUAUCCGCUGUCGAAUGUCGAUAUUUAACUUACCGUUGAACCUUAUAUCGUUGUGAUAAGGCGUACUACUGAUCAGUUAAUUCUGUCGACGAUCGACUUCAAACGAAAGGCAAAGAGCACGCUGCAGACAAAGGAAUCUUGAAUCUUAUAUACAGUAGUUACGUUCCAUAUUCAAAUAGCGGCACAACAGAUCGCUGCCCUACCACUUCAGUAUGAAUACUAAACUACUGUGUAUAAGAUUCAAAUUCGUUUGUCUCUUGUAAGACUAAAAAAAUAAAUAUCACACAUAAUUAGUGUUGAUUGCAGCCUUAUAUAAUCAAUACACACACAUAUGUCGCUGUCGUUGUAUGUAUACAUAUGUUGUCGGUAAUAUAAGGCGAAGUUAUAGCCGAGUCGCCAUUUAUUGUGUUAAGUCGGAUAAAUGAUUGAGAGAAUUGAAACGCGGGCUAGCGACUGUUUAAACGUUCUAAAAAAACUAUUACACAAAACUAUAAUAGGAAAUACUUAUGUAAAUUGAAAAAAAUCUGAUUAUUAAAUUAAACUUUAAAUCGUAAUAUUUUUCAGUCAGUAAUUUCUGACAAAUGUGUUCGAUAUUAACUUUAAAUCACAUUACUAGAUUGAAAUGUAAAAUCUACAUGUGGUCAAUAAAACACUUCUAACCAGUUAAAAAAUUCUUAAAAGUGUCUUGGCUUUACGGACUUUAAUUGUUGAGCCAUUUAGGGUUCACUUUACAUUGGACAUUGCAUACCGUUAGUAGUGACAACCAAAUUAUCUUGAACCCUAAAUAAAAAAACGCGUUUAAACAGUUCGCAAUGCCCAUUAUGAGAGACUGUUGUUUAUGUAAGUUGGUAUCAUUAUUCGAUGUUCAAGCUUUGAGGAAUACAGAUGGGCGUUUUCUAAAAUAAAUAUUGAAAACCUGAUUCUCACAGAUCCUUGGUGUUUUUGGGUUCUUUCAAUUCAGAAUCACUAGCAUAUUUAUAUCCUGAUGAUAAAAAAAAAUAUCCCAAAAAAUUGUAUGAAAAUUGUACAUUCCACAGUGGAAAGUCAACUACGUCACGCAAUAUGAAAUUUUUCCACACUAAAACUUAGAGGAGCAGCCCUACCCAACCCGUCUACCUCUAAUCUGUACUAGCGUCGUUUUCUUGUCGUUGCUCAUUUCUGUUUUUUUUAUAAUUUUACAUUUUUAAUCAAUAAAUAUACUUUUCAACACACUUGCUCAAAACGCGUGCUCUUUCAGUAUAUUAUUCCACUCGUGCUUUUUCAUUAUAUUAUCCUACUGAGUUAAGAAGCUAACUGAUUGCUAAUAAUAUGCAUGGAAAGGGAGCCUUCUUUAAUUGGUCGUACUCGCGGGCACCGGCGCGCCCGACCACCUGCGCGGUGCGCGGCCGCGGCCGGGGCGAGCGAGGGCCGGCCGGCAGUACGAGUAUGACAGGUGAAACACACAAUACACUGUUUUAACUAUUAAAAUUUGAUUAAUAUGAAAGUUUCUUUUUUUUCUCGCAAGUGUGUUGAAAAACGUCGUAUGAAACGCGUGUGCAUUGGUCAUUACACACAUCGGCUUUCUUAUUGCGCGCUCGCUUACAGCUCGCGCGCACAAUAUUGCCUCGUGUGUAAUGACCGACUUAGCACACUUGUAUCAUAAUGUACUAUUAAACUUAGAGGAUAUAACCAACCUCCAAGCACUAAAACGUGACGUAAUGUAAUGGACAUUUUGUGACAUCUUUUUUUAAUGGAAGGAUGGAGAAUGCUGUCAUUUCUGAGUAGAAUGAGCCCAAGAAUCUCCAGAUUUGAAAGAAUCAGGUUUUCAAUAUUUAUUUUAUAAAACGUCCAGAUUCGAAGGGAGAUGGAAACGCGAAUUUGAACUGUAACGUAUAUAGUUUAAAGUUUUUAUUGCCAUGGUUCCAUCUCCAGAUUCUUGUAAGAGCGCGUGGCUAGAGGCAUAGUAAAAAGAGAAAAGUAGGAGGAUUAAAGAGAAACGAGAGCGUACUAAUUGGAUGUCGUAUGACGUUUCUAUAUUAGUGUCCUACUUUUUAUCUCUAUACUGUGUAAAGUAAGAUAAUGUAUACACAUUUAUUUUUUAUUUUUCAAGUUACAAAUAGCUCUAAAUCUUCUCGCUAGCUUCUGAUACUAUUAAUUAAUAUUUCGUUAUUAAUAUUAUUAAAAAACGGUACGCACGUAUUAAAAAUAUCGAAAUUUGAAUGUGCGAUAUCCAUUUAAAAGUGUAUAAUGUGUAUACAGCGGAAUAAAAUGAUAUUUUAAAAAGUAUGAUAAUUAUGUAACAUUGAUUUCGCUGGAAGCUAAAGAUAUAUUUCUAUAUUAUUAAUUCAUCGUCAUCCAUGUUGCUAUGUAAUGUCAGAGACAAGUAAAGUAACGUCUGGUAAUCUCCAUACAAAGUUGCGUUAUUGUUGUAAAAACGAAUACGACUUUGUAUAAAUAUUACCAUUUUGUUUUAAAUGUCUUUGGCAAUAUCUAUCGUUUAUUAUAAUUGGUCUAUACGUGUACUUAUUCUCUAGCCGCCCAGAGGCCUAUAAAUAGGUCUCCCGUUCCAUUGUAUUUUGAAUCUUUAAUUUGACAAAUCAAAAUUGCAUUUGUCUUGGCAAGUUUUAAUUCGUGGGCGGCUAGAGGAGGUUAUUAUCGUCUAUUUAUAUUUAUAACUUGAAAUCACUACUUGUAGUACAAUAGCGGAAUGCAAAAAGCAAUAAAAAUAUAAAAUAAAUGUGCGCAGGUAACAACAGUGGCAAAGGAAAGAGCAUAAAUAUAAUUUAAAAUAUAUAAAUAACCUAAGGUUCUGCAUACAAAAUACUUAAACUUGAGUUUAACCCCUCGAACGCCCAUGUCAAAAAUUUGCUACCGAAUUGACCUUGAAAUUGUACAUUAAAGUUCAAAUUGUCUGUGACGUAUACGGGACAAGGCAUUCGAAGGGUUGAAUUCAACUCUAUACUUUGUGUGUGUAGUUUCAAAUUUCGUCGACUGUAUUUUUGUAGCGGGCCUUAGGAGAACAUAGGGAGUAAUAGAGCGAUUUUCAAUUUCAUUGUAAUUAUUUACUCAUGACGCAUCGCGUCGGUACUAUCUCUCCUACUGAAACCCAGUGGCCUUUAAGAAGGACAAAUUUUAAAAUUAUUUUUUUACUUUUAUCAAAUAACACAACUGUCCAAAUUCAUAAACAAAAAAGCAUCUGGGAUUCAGUUAGCUAUAAAAAACCUUAGAUAAGUAUUUAUGUAAAUAGGUUCGGAAGUGCUUAACACUGAUGGCUACGCCUAUCGUGUGCGGCGCGUCAUUAUGAACCUUAUCGGUAUGUACGAAGAUUCAUAUUGGACUGUAGCCGCGCCGUUAAACAUUCUGAGCAUGAAAACAAAACUUUGGUUUGAGAAAAUAAAAUACGAAAAAAUUUGAUAAUCGCUCAAACGCCUGACUUGAAGGUCGGGCCCCUGUGCCAGGGUUGUGAUGGAGGCCUAAAGUAGCACACUCAGUUUAAGUUCCCUACGAUAUACUACCUAUUGUGUUCUUAGAGUACUCUGUUCACUAAAGUAUUGUGCAAUUUUUACCACACGAGUAAAAUAGUUAUUUCUACACUGUUACUGUUUGUUGUUGGCCUGUACUUGGCUAUUUGAUCCAUUCCUGAUUAUACUGAUUCAUUAUUUAUUUAUACGUACGCGAUUUACUUCUGGAUGUAUCAUAUUUGAUACAUGAACAGUCAAAAGGUUACGUUUUUGUCGCUAGAGAUUUAUAAAGUCAUCUGUUCUUUAAAAAAGGUUAUACAUUUUGUAUUUAUCCUCCUGAGUCCCGAUGUUCUUUUAAAAGGACAAAAUGAAGGUUCCAAAUUCAAAACUACAAAAAUGACUGCCACUUAGGAGGAUAUAGCGACGUCCACUAACCUCGCUUGUAAAAAUUCCAUACGUUUUCAAUCAUAUAAUCACGAAUGGACAUCAAUUUUAUAAAUUAACAAGUAAUCAUAUUACAAUGAAAUAAAUAUAAUGAAAACAAUUUUAAGGCUGACGAUCGAUUUUAGAGAUACGAAAUCGAUGUGGUUCAUAACUCGGUUGAUUACUUGUUAAGAAAAUGUAGUCAAGUUAUAAAUGAAAUACUCUGAGCUUGUUUGGAAUUGAACCUUUACUCGUUCCCUAAGGCGGCGUCAAAAACUGUACUAAAGUAAGGACGCUAGGCACAUUUUACAUUACUUCCGUACACUAAUUUCGUACAUUGUCCCGCCAUUUCCUAUCUCUAUUGCAUGCACAUAAUUAUACUGCUGUCCCACUCGCGCAGUUGCAUUGGCAAUAUACAGUACAAUCUCACUAAUCCGGCACUAAUGCUGACACUAGAGAGCCAGAUUACUGGAAGCAGGCGUGGCUUACUUCGCGAUUUCGUCGCGCCGCUACAAGUAUAUGCGGGCCACACCAAUUUUGGUGUCUAGCCAUAGUAGUUGCCGCGCACGGCUACGGAACGGACGCCUGCUCGCGCUUGCGCCACCUUGCGGUCAUAUCUUUUGUUAGAGUUUAGUUAGAGAGGCGUUUUGUUAAAGUGAACCUACUGUACCUAGUACUAUUAUUUAAUCUGUGCUAGAAGUUUCUGUUCUAUUCAAAUCUGCAUAAUAUUUUGAUGUGUUUUUAGUAGGUAUUUAUGUUUUAGAAUAGAAAUACAUUUUACUAAAAUACUAAAUUCAAAGUAAAUUCUACUUUUAUCUGGAACAUAACCAUUUAUGUAUAAAGAGAUUGAAUUGCGAUAAUCUAAGCGCACAUAGUAAAUAUGCAUAUGGCAUAGAAUGAUCAUUUGUACCCCAAUUUAUGACCCCAUUUGGACCAUCGAAGUGCCGGAUUAUCGAGAUUUAAUUGUAAUGAAUUAGCAACUAGCGGGUCAGUCUACGAAAUUAUUCGUGUUUAGUAUCCUUACUUUAGUUUUCCUCGCGUCCUUACUACAAUUAAUUUUAUACUAGCAGUCGGUCGUGUAAAAACCUUAACACAGUUGUAGGAUUAUUUAGCUUCAUAGUAAUUUUGCACAAGUUUGCUUAAAACUGCUUUUAAACGCCAGCCAUAUUCUUUGUGACAAGUUAAUGUUGUCGCUUCGCACGCUGAAAUAAAAUGUACAGCAUUAACGUAAUAGUAUACAGGGUGACCUUAGCCAUUGGACACACCCUGAAAUCCCACGUAGGGUUACUGCUCAGGAAUGCACUAAUGUUGAUAUUUUUUUAAUAAGAACAAAAGAAAAAAAAAUUCAAAUAAAAGUUGUUUCCAAUAAUCGACAACAAAAAGAAACAUACUGUAUGCGAAAAUAUGCGGCAAUGAUGUCAUUUGUCAAAAGUCAGAAUCUUAUGUCAUAAAUAAAAAAGAUAUUAAAAAAGGUCGAAGAAGGUUUCAUACUUUAACUAUAAUAACUAACUAUUACUUUAACUAUUAGGUUUCAUACUAUUUAUGACCUCAGGAGCUACUAACACAUACGCCUGCUCCAACGAAAAAACCUAAUUUGUUAAUUUCUUCGUAACCGCUACACCGGUUGUUAUGAUACUUUGUAUACUGCUUCUGAAUACCCUAAUGCGUAUGUACAUUUCGGCUUUGUCCAAUGCCUAGGGACAACCUGUAUAUUGGAUUCAUUGGCGGUUGAAACCUUUAGAAAGUAAAAUAUUAAUACCGAUGGCAUUGAAACUAUCAAGCCUACGGGACCCUCACGCGACCCUCACGCGACCUAAGAUUUAUACUUAGACAUCGCGCCCAGUAGGAAGUGCAAAUUGAAUACAAUUCGAUCGACCAAUCACUGCUUGUAUAUUGACGUUAUUGUAAUUCUCCCUAGCAUUGCUCAGUAUUCUAAAACAGGCUCAGACUCUAUGUACGUAAACGAUGUGUUCAAUAAAGUAUCUGUUCACAGUGUUCACACCCAAAUUAUAUCGUGAAUUAUAUAUUUCACCAGCGUUUGAGAUUUUAAAACAGGUAGUUCGCUUAUUUUCUUUGUUAUGAGUGGUAUUUAUUUCGAGUUGUUAUAUAUUGUGGAAGUAUUUUUGUUUAAGGCUUAACAAAAAAUUUAAAUCAAAAUGUGUUACGGAGUAUUUAUUAAUACUUGUAAUGAUGUAGAUUUUUUAUUGACCUAUUGAUGAAAAUGUAUUUCUUUCAUCAAUAUGUUCAGCUAAAUGAAAGACAAAUAGCGUUGGCAUUAAGGUUGCAGCUAAUAUUAAGUUAAAUAGCAUGGCGUGUGCUAAAAAAAUGCUUUUCAAAGUCAGCUCUCAGUUGUAUCAUAUAUGAUACAUAAUCAUUCGAGAGGUUUCGUUCUGCGUAGGAAAGAGGUUAAGUAAAUUUGUAUCUUAUUUGAUACAAAACGGUCAAAUCGUUGAUACCAAUGUUUCGUAACACAUUGUAGCAUGGAAUUAAAUGCAUGGAUAUCAUACUUUUAAUUGUUGAUUAUUAAGUGUGUCGGCUCUGUGACCUAUGGUCAAUGUGUUCUGUUUUAUUUUUAAUGUUGUCGUUGUUCAAAAUAUUCCACUUUGUCUACUUUCAACAAAAAACAAUGGUAGUAGACAAUGUGGCAUCUUUUGCAUGUGAACGUCACAAUUUUAUGCAUUUUUUUAUCCACCGAAUGUUCCUUUUAUUGUUAAUUUAAUCUUUUAAUGGGGUUAUCCAUUAGUAUCGGUAAUGAAAUUGUAUUUUAAUGAUUUUAUUGUUUAAAUGGUAGUUGCCAGUACAAUUUACCAAUGUAUUAUUUGGCUCCAGUGAGCUUUUCUAUUUUAAUUGGCUUAUUUUGACACUAUAGAGUCGACAACACUGUUUUUAUUUUCCCGAAAAUCGUUUUCGUUAUUGUAUUAUAUGUAUACGCUGUAUAAAUAGUUUUAAGUGAUCGUUAUACAAAAACAAUAGUUCCACAAUCUUUGUUUGUGUAAGUGCAAUUUGAAGUCUUGUAUGUAAAAGGGCCCUCCAUAUUGCGACCUUUUCGCAAGUUCUUAAUUAUUAUUUUUAACUUAAUCACAUAUUUUAAGAGGAAAUCUGUAUGAAACAUUUCUAUAUUACUGUAACAAGUAUCAGAAGUUUUAAUAUUCUUUUACAUCUUACACAUUCAGAUGUCAAUAAAAAAACCGGCCAAGUGCGAGUCGGACUCGCGCACGAAGGGUUCCGUACCAUUACGCAAAAAACGGCAAAAAAUCACGUUUGUUGUAUGGGAGCCCCACUUAAAUAUUUAUUUUAUUCUGUUUUCAGUAUUUGUUAUUAUAGCGACAACAGAAAUACAUCAUCUGUGAAAAUUUCAACUGUCUAGCUAUCACGGUUCAUGAGAGACAGCCUGGUGACAGACGGACAGACAGACAAACGGACAGCGGAGUCUUAGUAAUAGGGUCCCGUUUUUACCCUUUGGGUACGGAACCCUAAAUAAUUAAAUUGCUACCUACACUUCUGAUUCUUGUAACUGUAAUGAUGGUCUACAAACUUUAAAUAUGUCCUACCAAUUUGUUAUAACUUUAUAAGAAAACAUCAACCUGACCGUAAUUAAUUAAUUAUAUUAUACAGGAUGAUUUCGGGGUCGUUAAGUAAGAGAACAAGACACCAUACAGAAUUCAAAUGUUUAUCACCAUGAUGAUAAUUUUUCAGAUGACAAGUCAAAAAAAAUUUUUUUUGCAUACAAUUUGGUUACUCUACUAAAUGUGACGUCUUGUCGCUUUCCAUACAGCGUAUUUAAAAAGUCAUAGGGUGACCAUGAUUACUUAGUAUAAGAUUUUUUUUUAUUGAGAAACAAACAGUCUUAAAAUAAACAUGAGCAACUUAGCUAAUAGCUACAAAUAGAUUUUUUAUAGACCUAUAGUUUCCUAAUUCACGUAUCGAGGUACAAUUAAAAAGUAAUGAUAAAUAGUGCAAACUGCAUUUUACUUGAAAAAUAACAAAAUUAUCUUUUAAUCAAAUACUACCAUAUGAUAAUGUGGAUCAAUAAUAGAGUCAGAAAAAGUGGUUUCGGAUUACGACCCACAAAUCAUUCUGUAUAAAUAUCGCAAUCGAAGUAGAUUAAAUUAUUGAUGCUAAGCGCGAAUAAUUUCGUACGCUGACCCGCCAUUUCCUUUCUUUAUCGCACGCGCAUAAUAAUAUUGCUAUACCGCUCGCACAGUGUCAUUGACCGCCGGCACAUGAGCAGAACCGCAAUAUAACUAAGCGCGUGCGAUAAAGAUAGGAACAGGCGGGUCAGUCAGCGUCCUUAUUUUAAUAUAACAAUCUUAGGCCAGGUUUUAACGUUUUUAGACCUCAAAAUGUCAGAGACUCUAUUAACUAAACAGAAUGGAUGCCACAUUCCAACAAUCAGAAAAAAAAACAAUCGGACUAGUCUUGUUCAAAACUGACAUAGUUGAGGGUUGAACGCGUCAAGUUUAUUUACGAUCGAAAAUUGACCUUAUAAUGUUCACAACUUUAUUUUCUAAAACUGAAGUAGUAGUAAACACUUUAUUGCACAAAAAAAAUGGACAUAACACAGAGAGGAUACAGUAAAUGUGUACAAAGUGUGUUUCUACAGUUUUAGAAAAUCCGUUGGUGGCGUACCGGUUCACAAAAUUGUUUAAAUCAACGAUUGUAUUCGGAAAUUGAAUUAUUGAUUACAGCGCCAUCUGUUGUCAAAUAAUGGUAUCUUCACUGGAAAAAUACCCUCAUUUGGGUUAAUAUUGUAUAAAACUAUUUAGUAAAAUCCAGUAUAGUAAGCCGCUAAACCGGUUUCUGACAAACGGAAAAGAACUAAUAACAUGUUAGGUUUGAAAUCAUAAACUUUUCACGUCAAUCCCUGUUAUUCUGAGGAUAGUUACAUGCGAAUUGAGUCUUAUGAUCAUAAACAUAAAACUGAUAUUCCUUUUUAACGCAUACUAUCCUUAGAUAAGUCGAUACGCUUUUUACCACGCUCUUAAGAAAACGUUUAUUAAUUAAGAAGUAUUGGGACCUGUAUACAAAUGCCUGACUGAGAUAACACCAAAUUUUUAAUGUUAAAAACGUUAUUUAUUCUGGUUUGUACUGGUCUGGGUCGAGCUAGCAACUAAUUUGAACCCUAGCUGCUUAUGAAUAAAGUCCAUAUUUGACCUACUCACAAAUCAAAGUACAAACAGUAUUGCCAUAUCCGUGAGGCCUCUUUAGACGUCAACCACAAAAAACAGCUUUAACGUCUAUUGUAUAGAGUUCAAACUGAAACGACGAAGAUACCUAAAUGCUCGACCCAGUUAAAACCAAUGGAGUCACUGAAUUAAAGCUCAUAAAAGUACUGGUCGACUCAUAAGAGCUGGCAUGAUUGGAAUGAAUGAUUGAGUGGCACUGAAAAUAUCUAUGUGUGUAUCACAAUAAGCAAGGUGUCACUCAUACAAUGAAAGUUUCGUUCUUUCCAUUCAUGCCAGCUUUCAUGAAUCGACCUGUACUAUAGUUGGUCAAAUUUAAAAAAAUGUAAGCGCGAAGGGCUAUCGUCUCAAAGAAAAUUUGAACUUCGCGCCUUUUUCUACAGACAAGAUUUGCUUGACCAACUAAUAGUAUCGCAAUUUAAUCGUGGUUCACAUACCAAGUAAGUACUCGAAGCUUUAAACUGCCAGGAACAGAACGGGUUUUUUUUUUCAACGAUUUCGUUCUUUUUUCUUUAAUCGUGCGUCUCUACUCCAAUCAUUAAGUCCUGUUUGUGGUUAUAAUUUCUUUCAAAUCAAGGUGAAAAUAUAGUGUUGAGUUAUUUACUUACUUGGCUUAAACUUUUUAGGUUUUUUUACUACUGUUUCUUGUUACUUGUAACUCUAAUUACCUCUUUUUAGCUUAAUAAAAAAUCAAAUUGCUGUGUUUUCUAGUGAUCAAUCCCAACAUUAGAACAUUAGAAAUACAACUAUAAUUUUAAGAAUUAUUCCCUCACUCCAGGGCUAAAUUGAUUGGAGAUUAAAUUUGAAACAUGCGCAAUAAUGCAGCAAUCGGGCUUGCCUGGCGUAACGUAGUACAAUUUGGCGUAGCCAUUUUUAAAAUAGGAAAUCGUAUUCUUUAGACGAAUCUAUGAGCCUUUUGUUUUUGUAUACGAAUAACUAGCCGAGGGGUCUGUGUAGUAUAAAGUAGAACAUUGCAUCAAAAUGCAUAUUUUAGUUCACGAACGUUUAUAUUCGAAAGACUGUAUUUUGAAUACAGCGCCAUCUAUUGUCAGUUUGUGGUAGCUAGAAGUUGAAACCUACCCUCAUUUAGCUUAAUAAAGUUAAACUGUGAAAAAUAGGUAAUGUGUGCAAAAUUGACAUAUAGGUACGUUUUCUAGGAUGAAUGGUCAGACCUCAAACGAGUGACAGUUUAGUCGAAAUUAGUUCAACGCUAACUCCUUAAGCGCUAAAAAAGGGUUAGUUAAUAGGUAUAUGAUACCGGAAAGGCACCUGAAUAAUCAGUUAGAACAAAAAAACUUAGUAUUUUUUUUUCGCUAGAAAUGGCAGAGAACCCUUUAUUACAAAAGGCAUAUGUCGAAAAAAACAUAGUAAUAUAUCAAAUUAUUCGAUUGGCAGACAUAUUAAACCUUUAACUUAACCGUUUAAUAAGUUAUCGUCCGGCGGACUGAUAGUCAGUGGGCCCCUUUAGUGUAACGCUUGAGUUGGGCGUGCGUCGGGGCGGGGCGUGCGGCGUGCAUGUUAAACAAAUGCAAACGUAUAGGAGUGGCCUUAGUGCACGUGCACGCUGCUCACAUCACUUGUGAGCCCGACGCCACGCUGCACGCCCCGACGAACGCUCCGCUUCGAGCGUCCACUCAGGUCUUACACUUAAGCGGUUAAAAUAAGGCGCUUCUAAAGGCUUUAUUCAAAAACUCUUGUUAAGUCUAUCAAACCCUUGAUAAUAAUUUUGUCCUUAUCUGUCGUUUUGUGUUUUUUAGAAAGAGACCAAAUUUAACAGAGGUUUGCUAAGUUUUAUGAAUAAGGGGAUUUAUACCAACAAUAACAGGGAAUUGUCAGAAUAGUUCGAUAAGAUGAAGGAUGUAACAGUCCGAAACUAUUAGGCGUGUCAAUUUUCGACUUCAUACGACUAUACGUUUUUAUAGUCAAAUUGAAGAUAUAUUAUUUUGAAAGUUAGAAUACACCAACACGGACCCCUGGCUAUAAACAUAAGUUAAGCAAAUACGCAGAUAGCUAGCCACCUCGCAACUUAGAACCAUGGUUAGAAACAUUAUCAUUAUUAUAUAUACACUUUUAUUCCACUUAGUGUAAGUUGUGUUGACUUUAAACUAGGUCUAAGGAUAGAUGGGUAGAGUUAGUAUAAUCUUAACUGUGCAGAACGAUGACGUAACGAAUCUCCUUUUAAAAUAUGCCAUAUACACUCAUAUAUACAUAUAUAUUAUAUUAGAUUAUAUACACAAUUUUAUACGUUACAAACACAAAAGUCUAUUGAAUUCGCAAUAACUGCAAGGUCACAAAACAGGUUUACAAAUUUUGAAAAACAAAUAUGUAACGAGUUUUACAUGCAUAUUCUAAAAGGAGCUUUAGGCUUCAUUUACAUUGGUGAGACUUGUAUUUAUGACAUCGAAUACUAGUGUGAAUGCGGCCUUAUACACGUAUAUAUAAUGUGGAUAUACAUUAACCAUACUCCGUGUAGUGACGUCAUGACAAAGGAGUGUAUGAAGUCUAUACUAGUCCCAUUGCAAGUUAAAUAAUGUUUUUUGCAUAAAAUGUUCCUGUACCGGCGUAAUAGUGGUUUUUUAUAAGGUUAAUCGUAAGUUUUACUAUUUAAUGUUAGAACAGAUAUAUAGUACCUAUGUACAGACGGCCGCGUAGCCGACUGGAGUUUGAAAGAUUAUAUUUUUUUACAAAUGGUGCUACCGUUUUCUGUUUUUAGACAAAUAGCUUGUCCGCUCUUGUACAGCCAUGUAGGUAAAGGUGUAUCGCGUAGGCACCAUAUCACAAGCGAUUUAGUAUAGUAAUAUCACCACACCACAAACAAAUGUAUGAUUAAAUUUUAGAUGUAGUUAUAGCUUUUGUAACUUGCAACGCUAUUAGGCAAUUUACAGCCUUAUGAUAUGCUGGUAUGGUCGAUUUUGCUGUGGAUUGCCUCGUAUUGUAUUGUCACAGAAGAUUCGACAGAGUAACAGCUUCGUACGUUUACCAACUAGUAGUCGAUAAGCGUUGGCGGGGUCGCCAUGUGAAGCUGAUACUCUGUAAGUUUUCUGUGACUAAUUUUUAAUAUCACAAUGUAAGAUCGUAUUUUGCAAUUCGUCAAUGUAACGGAGCGUGCCACUGCCGGCUGCGGCCGGCGUUCGUUGUUGAAUGUCUCGUUUUUGGUACGUUACAUUUUGUUUACUUUCAUAUUAUAUUGUAAAUAAAAAUAAAAGCUUUGGAUUUG
Messenger RNA from Cydia strobilella, 15994 nucleotides. It is a transcript of the gene chico, whose product is annotated as insulin receptor substrate 1. The coding region runs from base 726 to 3353 and encodes 875 amino acids. Gene Ontology annotation, molecular function: insulin receptor binding; phosphatidylinositol 3-kinase binding. Lineage: Eukaryota; Metazoa; Arthropoda; Insecta; Lepidoptera; Tortricidae. Gene Ontology annotation, biological process: insulin receptor signaling pathway. The record is from RefSeq and is a predicted model, not a curated record. The transcript has 15 exons. Gene Ontology annotation, cellular component: plasma membrane; cytosol.